AGGAGUGGCGGCGCGGCCGUCGGGCGUGCGCAGGCCAUUUCUCAUGCCUGGAAGCUCUCCUUUUCUCCACAAAGAUGGUAAUAAAUCUUUGCCUUCCACAAUUCAGACCAAGGAUUUCCUGCAACAAGAUAUCGGCAGACGGUUACGAAGUCGAGAACCUCAUCUCUGAGGACGCUGCCAAGAGGAGCCGCGGCUUCCGGACGGAGUACUUCAUCAAGCCGCCUGUGCACGUCACCCUGUCCUUCCCCUUCAACGUGGAGCUCUGCCGCAUCAGCCUGGACCUCGCGGGGGGCGGCGUCCAGGGCGCCAGUGGCGUGGAAGUGUACACCUCGGCCGUGGCCGGCAGAGCGAUGGGGAACCCCUCUGAGUGCAGGACCCCGGGCCUGGCCGAGCCGGCUGCCCCGGACAAGGAGGCCUUCACCCUGGUGGGCAAAGUCCUGCUGCGAAGCCAGAGCCAGGUGACCUUCAGCCACCGCGGCUUCAAGGCCAGGCCCCCGUUUGGCCCCAUGGAAGCCACGCUGCCCUCUCCCGCCGCUGUGGCCCAGGAGCUCUGGAGCAAAGGGCCCCUGUCCCUGAGCCACGUGGCCCAUCUCAAGAUCUGUGUCACCCACAUGACAGGGGGCGGCGUCCCCGGCAUCCGCCGGCUGGAGGUGUGGGGGCAGCCCGCCAGGACUUGCUCACAGGAGGUGAUGGACAGUGUCCUGCUGGCGGCCACCGCCAGCCCUGCUCCGGACUCGGUGUCGCUGGCCCCGGCCUUGCCCAUGGAGAGUGACUGCGCCCCGGGCGGCCAGCCUGAGGGCCCCACGGCCCCCGGCGGCCUGCCCGAGCUGGCGGGGGACCUCGGGGACGUGCCCGAGGAGUUCCUGGACGCCAUCACGCUGGAGAUCAUGCCCUGCCCUGUGCUGCUGCCCUCGGGCCAGGUCAUUGACCAGAGCACUCUGGAGAGGUGCAACCGCGGUGAGGCCAGCUGGGGCCGUGCGCCCAGCGACCCCUUCACAGGCGUGGCCUUCACGCCGCACUCACAGCCCCUGCCGCACCCGGCGCUGAAGGCGCGCAUUGACCGCUUCCUGCUGCAGCACACAGUGCCCGGCUGCCGCCUGCUGGGCCGUGCCCAAGCCACGGCGGCCGUGACUGCCGCCUCCAUCGUGCUGCCAGGGUGCAAGAGGAGGAUGGAGCCAGCGGCCGCCGCCUGCGCCUCCGCCACCGGCCUGCUGGACACACCCACUACCUCAGAGCACCCCGCCAAGAAGGCCAGAGCCGCCACCACCGCCGAGCCAGGGCUGGCCCACAUGGACUGCUCCCCAGGUCCCAUGUCCCAUGAGCAGAAGCUGUCACAGAGCUUGGAGAUGGCCUUGUCGUCCACCCUUGGCUCCAUGCCCUCCUUCACGUCGCGACUGACCAGGGGCCAGCCCCAGCAUGCAGGAGCCAGUGUACCAGCUGUCCUGCGGCCACCUCCUGUGCCGGCCCUGCCUGGGGGAGAAGCAGCGCACCCCGCCCAUGACGUGCCCGGCCUGCCAGCGCCCCUUCGCCAGCCAGGACGUGCUGCGGGUGCACUUCUGACCGAGCCGCCACGCCCGGGGAGUGCCCAGUGCUGGCCCGGCCGGCCCCCACCUGACCUCCGUUUUCCUGGGGGGGCUUUCUCUUUCCUCCUCCCCCCAUGGAGCACCCAGGCCCUGGGGGAAGGGCCGGGGAGGGGGUGCCCCCCUCCUGCUCAAGUGGCAGCAGGUUGACAAAGCCAUAGUCGGGGCUGGGAGCGCCGGGCGGUGUCUGCUCUGCUGUGUCCCCUGCCAUCCCCCCCCCCCAGAGCCCAGGGCCUGCUAAGCGCCUGCACCCCCGUUGAGGGCCCCCCACUUGUCUGCACACAGCCCCAUCCCGGGGGUAUGAGUGGAGCACAAAGACUGGCCCAGGGCCUCAGCCAGCCAAGUGU
This is a messenger RNA of Sorex fumeus (smoky shrew), 1927 nucleotides long. RefSeq names its product U-box domain containing 5 (gene UBOX5). Lineage: Eukaryota; Metazoa; Chordata; Mammalia; Eulipotyphla; Soricidae. Gene Ontology annotation, cellular component: nucleus. The transcript is spliced from 6 exons. The coding region runs from base 75 to 1730 and encodes 551 amino acids. Gene Ontology annotation, biological process: protein polyubiquitination. Gene Ontology annotation, molecular function: ubiquitin protein ligase binding; ubiquitin-ubiquitin ligase activity. The record is from RefSeq and is a predicted model, not a curated record.